This is a messenger RNA of Meleagris gallopavo (turkey), 3382 nucleotides long. RefSeq names its product C-C motif chemokine receptor 4 (gene CCR4). Gene Ontology annotation, molecular function: C-C chemokine binding; C-C chemokine receptor activity. Gene Ontology annotation, cellular component: external side of plasma membrane; membrane. Gene Ontology annotation, biological process: immune response; G protein-coupled receptor signaling pathway; calcium-mediated signaling. Lineage: Eukaryota; Metazoa; Chordata; Aves; Galliformes; Phasianidae. The record is from RefSeq and is a predicted model, not a curated record.
AAAUACAAGAUGCAACAAAGACAACACUCAACACACAAGUCAGAGUUCACAGAUCAAGACAGAUUCAAACAAGGCAACUGGAAGCAGUGCAUGCAUCUUUUUUACACAAGACUAAAGGCCUUCUCCACGGUCACCAUAGUCUCUUGUUAUCCUUGUGAUCACUCUUGCUUGCCUUGUAGGACUCUGCCCUGAGCUUGCCACAUCAUUUCUUCUGCUCAUCUCAAGUGGCAAUGCAGUCUUUUCAUAUCCACCUCAAGAUGGCACUCCAUGUACUUCAAAAUCAUUCAUCAUCUAGCAGGACACCACAGUCUAGCAACUAGAGUCACUGAUGAACAAGUACAAGCAGGAAAAAUAUAUUUGAGAGAAGUAAGAACAAAAAUAGUUAUGAAACCUUGCUGCAGGAAGAAACAUCAAUUUCUCCCAGUUCUCUAAUGUGCAGUUGUUACCAAGCGAAUGAGAGCUUGUGGAUGUUAAAUUAACCACAAAGCACACCAGAAUAUCUUCUAAAUCACGAAGACUUAAGAUAAACUCAAGUGAAAACUGAUAACAGCCAUCCAGACCACUUUUUUUGCUCCCAUCAGUUUUAUUUCUGCAGCCUGAGUGGUUUCCACUUCAAUGAAAAGUGAAAUGAGUAUUGCAUAAUCUGUUGAUACAGCUCGCCAGUGAAGCAGCUUUCCUCUUGUGAUGUCAGAAUGCCUGGAUCUUACAAACAUAGAAAGAGGGCUAUCUCUCGUGAGCAUCGAGGAGAGAAGCACUUGUGAUAUGAUCUGCAAGGAAAUACAGAGUUUCCGCCGUCAGACGCAGCUACCUAUUGACAUCUGCUUUUUGCAGCUGCUGGGUAUCACAGCGUAGGCAGCACUUCGCUGGCAGAGAUACCUGGCCAGAAGCAAGCAAUUCUGCUCCACCAGAACUGAGGAGCUUCUUUGCAUCAUUUGAAAAGAAAGAGAGGAGAAAAGGAACUGGGGGAAAAAAACAUGAGUUCUUCAAGUACGGAGUCCCUUGAAGCUGACACCUCAACCUUUUAUGACUUUUAUGAUAAUUAUAACGAUGCUCCACAACCUUGCAGUAAGGAAACCGUCAAGAGGUUUGCAGCCUCUUUCCUCCCUGUUCUAUAUACCCUGGUAUUCCUGGUUGGGCUCAUAGGAAACACUCUGGUCAUUGUGGUCCUCUUUAAAUACAAGAGACUGAAGAGCAUGACUGACGUGUACCUGUUAAACCUCGCCAUCUCAGAUUUGCUCUUUGUUUUAUCCCUGCCGUUCUGGUCUUAUUUUGUGAUAGACCAAUGGGUUUUUGGAACUCCCUGGUGUAAAAUUAUUUCGUGGAUCUAUCUGGUUGGGUUCUACAGUGGGAUAUUUUUUAUUAUGCUUAUGAGCAUAGACAGAUACCUGGCAAUCGUUCGUGCAGUGUUUUCCUUGAAAGCAAGAACUGCCUUCCACGGCCUGAUUGCCAGUCUUAUUGUAUGGCUGGUAGCUCUUUUAGCCUCAGCUCCAGAACUUGUAUUUAGAGAAUCUUUCAUUGAACAAAAUUAUACUAUUUGCAAGCUGAGAUAUCCAAGCAACUAUAUAUCAUGGAAACUCUUUUACACUUUGGAAAUCAACAUUCUUGGGCUCCUACUCCCUUUUAUAGUUAUGGCAUUUUGUUACUCCAUGAUUAUUAAAACUUUACUUCACUGUAGAAAUGAGAAAAAGAAUAAGGCCGUGAGGAUGAUCUUCGCUGUCAUGAUUGUGUUUUUCUUCUUCUGGACCCCUUACAAUAUUGUAAUUUUACUACAACUGCUGGAAGCUACUGGAGUCAUUAGAAACUGUCAAACAAGUAAGAACCUGGACUAUGCAUUUCAAAUAACUGAAACCCUUGGCCUUUUUCACUGUUGCCUCAAUCCAGUCAUCUAUUUCUUCAUGGGGGAAAAAUUUAAGAAGUACCUGAAGAUGCUCUUUAAGAACUGGCAGUUACCUGGAGUUAUUUGUAAGUGGUGUGGACUUCAUAUCACUUACCACACCGAGUCUACAGGAUCGUUCCACACACAGUCAACUGGGGACCAAGAAGCUCUGUAACGUGUUCCACACCAACUGACAAAAAUAAAAUGACAAAAGCAGGAACUUCAAAAAGCUCAGAAAAUGCACAAGCAUUUAAGUCAGCUCAUUUUUGAUAAUAAAUUCAUCUCUGGUUUCUGCCUCUUAGAUUUUCUGAAUACUAUGAUAGAAGCUGUUCUAGAUGUGAGAUCUGGCAGUCGGACACGUAUGUUUUAUCUGCUGCAAUUAGAAAUCUCUGCUCAGAUGUGCAGCCUUAACUCACAAGUACUACGCUUGUUGCUUCUUUUUCACCAGCAUCAAGAAACGACUGGACUCAAUGGAGGGCAGAGGAGAAACAACUUACUAUCUGAAAGUGCAUUUGAAAAAUUACUCAAGGAGAAGAUGGUUAUUACAAUAUUUUUUAUUCCUCAGCUGAUCUGUGUAGGUUCUGUUUGCUCAAACAUGUAGCUAUCUAUUAACAACAGCAGCUGCUGUUAGGAGUUUAAUCUCAGGAAAGGCUACACCUUCUGCCAUUAAGAAAAAAGGACACAGAACACACACUGUGCACAAAGAUGCAAAGCCAGUGCAGUCCAUUGUGCUAUAAUCCAGCUUUGUUUUCUUUCAGGUAUCCAAAUUGUCUACGCAUACGUAUACAUAGGCAUUUUUGAAUGACUUAAUUACCAUAAUUCAGGAUGGCAAUUCUUUUUUUUUUUUAAUAACAAUGAAAAUGUGGUGGGUUUUUUGUUUUGUUGUUGUUGUUUUUAAAUAAAUCUUUUAAAAGAUAACUUUUUUCCAGUGUGCGUUAACACAUUUGAAGCAUCUUUUAUAAGUAUCUUUUAGAAUGAAUGUUCUUUGCUCCAAAAAUACCUAACUGUGAGACUGAAUUUUCAUUUAUGGUAUAAACAUCUGGCAAGGCAAAAGAAAGCAAAGACAGAUUGUAUAGGGAAGGUCUGCCGUAAUUUAGAAACCACACAAAGAAUAGUUGCAUUUGAUUACAGAGCAGAAGGCAAAGAAAGAUGCCACAGUAGCUGCUUGUAGAUCUACACGUUAUUAAUUGGGUCUGAAAUGGGAAGGAAAGUCUCAAAGCAACAUUUAGAUUUUGGCACAAAAAAAAUUUUUUUUUAAGGUCAAAAAUCAGUGCUGUAGUAGCAGCCAAAGUAAGAGUUGAAAAACCUGCAUGGAAAAUAUUCUUGAUGGCUCUUUUUUUGCUAAAUGACAACAACUAUUCAGCAGACUGUCAUCUUUCUUAGGCCAUCAGUAAUGAAACAACCACCCAGCUUUCAAAUGCGGCUACAAAUAGCAGACAAAACUUAAAAAUAUCAAAGGGCAGACUGUGAGAAGAAGUAUUAAAGUAUAUAUAUAGUAUUAAAGUA